Exophiala oligosperma is the source of this 1933-nucleotide messenger RNA. RefSeq lists its product as uncharacterized. The record is from RefSeq and is a predicted model, not a curated record. Bases 158 to 1933 code for a protein of 591 amino acids. Lineage: Eukaryota; Fungi; Ascomycota; Eurotiomycetes; Chaetothyriales; Herpotrichiellaceae. The transcript is spliced from 2 exons.
AAGCCACCGAAUAUUCCGUCCUUGGACCGGCUGAGGUGAAGCGGAAGAAGAAUUCCCCGACCCAGAUUGGUCUCUCGAGCCUCUUGAGGUCGACAGAUGAUGGGCUCAGGGUCGGUCCAGGCUCGGUACCUUGGCAGAUCUUCACCAACUUCCUAUUAUGUCGAUAUGCACAGACAAUUCGACAGAAUGUCUUCUUCGAGCUCUUGUUUCUGAAGUCAAUGCUACUCGGGCCUUGUUGCAAGAUGUUCUUGACUCUACGUCUGACUUCAACUGGGAUCCCCUGAACUUUGCAUUUACUGCUGCCAUUGGCGCCUUGGCCUUGAUUAUUGCUUGCAUCACCGUCUUUCAAAGUCUUCUUGCGGCUGGUCCUGGACGGAUCAAGGCAAGUAAACUUGCCAUCGGCCCGUAUGCAAAGAGCUCAAAAUCUCGUUUUGACUACACUGAGCUUUCGCUACGCACCGUGGUUUACGUCCCUUCGAUCAAUCACUUCAACAAGAUCUAUCAUGUGGAUAAAGACUUCCCCGACCACGCUUGCUGCAGCAAGUUUGACCCAUCUGCGGGCAAGAGUGAAUCCUCGGCGUCAUGGCUCAGGCUCCUUGUCGAUUUGGGUCUCUCAGAUCCACGCCUAUGGACAGUAGUUGCCCGCCAAACUGACAUUCUCCCCGCAGACAUAUCAGCAGCGCCUGCUGCAGGUUCUGUUCGCUUUCUCGCCCAUUUGGCCGCCAUCGCGGACGACAGUUGCACCAUCGAGCAGCAUCCCAAAGGUCGUUUCGUCACAGUCAUCGGGCAAGCAUCGCAGCUCACCUUCCGUGACCAUCCCGUGUUAGGAUCGGUAGCCAUGUACGAGACCUAUCGGGAAAGCCCGAGCUAUUCCCGACAUCAAGCCAAGAAGAUAAUGGUAGAUUAUCGACCCGUUACCGGGAUUCGUGGCCUACACAGUAUUGGAAUCAUGGAAACAGCUGGUAUGCUCAAUCUCUCGCACGGGCUUGUGAAAUGCCGUCACCAGGGGUAUGCCGUUACCGAAGGAUUAAUUCAACUCAGCUUUGGACUGUUGCUGCAAAGACUAACAUCCCAUUGCACACACCGACAUCUGAACGACAACGCGUCCUCCAUUCUCUUUGGCAGUCGAGGUUCAUAUGGUGCAAGACGAGCCCAAGGCUACAUUUACUUUUUGCUCUUCUUCACCUCCGUGCCGUCUCUGGUCCGCGCAUUCCCUUCGAGUCUCCUCAAACUCCGACCUGCGAUUCGUGACAUCAGUCACCUUAGCCCAGCCUGGGCCACUUCGUCGAACGACGUCAUAUGCGAGAUUGGUAAUGUUGUUCGCACCUAUGGAGGUAAAUUCCAAGAGAUACCGAUGGCGGCCUAUACUUUCUACAUCCUUGGUGCCCGGGCGCGCCACUAUUCGAGCUCCGCAUGGCUUGAGGAUCCUCCAGGCGCCGGGUGGUGUACCAAUAGUAUGCACAGUGACUUUCGCAAAGAUGAAGAUGACCUCGUGUACGGCGAAGAAGUCAUACAGCUAUGUUUCCAAUGGGUCAGCGACAUCAACGUGAAGAACAAGAGCUUGAAAGACUUCCUGUCAGAAGAUCCCAAAUAUGUUAAAGAAAAGCUUCUGGCAUCUUUGUAUCUCGUCGAUGACUGGCUCCGACGUCGUAGCAAGAAUGACAUUAUCUGUGCGGCGUUGUUUCUGAUACAGAGCACUACAGUGGAACGGGACCUCUCGUCCUCUCAGGCAUCAUCUGCUACCAUUGGCUCAAAAUCUUCUCAAGACUUGCAGAAUGACGUCGUGGAACGAGGAGAUGUAUCAAGAUUGCGUCCCAUGCAGGUCAUGUUGACAUAUCGGGCAGUCCUACUAGGAGCCCUUCUCGAACUUAGUACGGAUACCAGCUGUAUCGUGGAGGAAAGUUUUCAAGAUACAAUUGUCAAAAUUCUUUAA